AUGUUCGUGAAGGCGGUGACUGGUUUGACGGAUGCCAAAAAACGUGCAGUUCGUGAAAUGGGCCUGGGCAGUUUGUUGGAUCUGGCAAUAACAAGUGCUCCGUCCAAGAUGGGCUUCUGGUUGGUGGAAAAUUUCAAUCACAUGGACCGUAAACUUCAGUUGUACGGUGGUGAAAAGGUGCAUGUUAAGGAAUACGACGUUCACGCCGUUCUUGGACUGCCUCAUGGAGAGAUCGAAAUAUCAAAUAAGAAGAAGAGAGCUUCAUCUACGUUGCUUGACGAGUGGAUUCGAAUGUUUGAUGUGAGAAACACGUCAAAUAUAACGACAUCAAAGGUAUUAGAGAAAAUGGACACGUGUGUUGACGGUGAUGAUUGGUUUAAGAGACACUUCAUCGUCCUUAUGGUGUCAUGCUUAUUCGAGAGCUGCCUAAAUGGCAUGGCGAACUUCCGCUUGUUACAUGCCUUUGCUGACUUGUCAACGGUCAGCAAGAUUAAUUGGUGCUCGUAUAUGAUCCAGUGCUUGGUCGACACGAAGAGAGCGUGGGAAUCAAACGGCAAAAAAAACAAGUACUCGGGGCCCUUGCUAUUUUUGACGCUGUUCUACGUAGACAGAGUAGUCUUGUCUGUGAGAUCGGUUCCAAGAACGUUCCCGACGUUUAUUUCAUGGAGUAAUGUGUCGCUACGGGCCAGAGAACGUGACGAGAUCUCUUCUGGAGCGUUUGGUAGGGGUUUCGUUGACACAGAAUUGUGCUUGCUAGCCGAUAGUCGCCAGUUGGAUAAGACUGUUCCCAAAACAUACGACAAUGACGCUGGAUGCUCGGAGGGACACAACAUACAGGAUUAUGUGCAAGAAUUUGCAUCUAAAACUCUCCUGCUCGCCACAACCGGAACUGAAAUACUAUGGCUAGUUGAAAAGGCGCCGCAAAUUUUACUUGGAGAUGACAAUUUCGUGAAAAUGCGUGAUGUUGUUUGGAUAUUGCUUGGGGUGUAUAUCGAAGUACCUCAGUCUGAAAAGAUUGAUCGGCGAUUGAUGAAAUCUUUAGGGCGGUCAAACAACGGGACUGUUUCCGGGUUGCAACGCGAGGGUUAUCCUAGUUAUAGCUUGGGAUUCUCAUCGGAUGAUGAUGUUGCUGACGACCCCCCUCGAGAUGCGAGUGGUGCGGAUGUGAAUCCCGGCCAUGAUAUAGAUGCACCCACGGUUUUAGUAGACGUGCCAAAAGGCGUUGACGUUUCAUCUGAUAAAACGACGACUGUUGUAGAAGGCGGUCUUCCAAUUGGGGCUGAUUUACAUGUCGUCCCGACGGUUAAUGAAGUUCGCGGAGUGCAAACUGGUGCUGAAUGCGCUGUUUUACCAUCCAGCCCUAUGAUCGAUGAAGAACAUGGACUGAAAUCUCAGGCUGGUGCUGCUGUUUUGACUGUCACCCCGAUGGUUGAUGAAGAACGUGGACUAAUAACAGCUAAUGUGUCGAAGAGGUCCCGUGAUGAUCCGGACCCUGCUGCUGCUCUUGUCAAGCGCACAAAAACUGGGGUGCGUCCAGUGAGGCAGCCCCGUAGUGACAAAACGAAUGAUGGUGACUCUCGACGAUGCCUGACUGAAAUUCCAAAGAAACAUCACGAUAAGGGAAAGGUGAAUGCAGCAGAUAAGGGAAAGAUGAAAGUUUUUGUUAACCAUGUAGAUGACCACGAUAUUGAUGAUGAUGCUGAUAUUAAUAUCGACAAUGACGGUGCCUUCCCAAGUGUAACCACUAGAUCUUCUGCAACUAUGUUCGUGAAGGCGGUGACUGGUUUGACGGAUGCCAAAAAACGUGCAGUUCGUGAAAUGGGUCUGGGCAGUUUGUUGGAUCUGGCAAUAACAAGUGCUCCGUCCAAGAUGGGCUUCUGGUUGGUGGAAAAUUUCAAUCACAUGGACCGUAAACUUCAGUUGUACGGUGGUGAAAAGGUGCAUGUUAAGGAAUACGACGUUCACGCCGUUCUUGGACUGCCUCAUGAAGAGAUCGAAAUCUCAAAUAAGAAGAAGAGAGCUUCAUCUACGUUGCUUGACGAGUGGAUUCGAAUGUUUGAUGUGAGAAACACGUCAAAUAUAACGACAUCAAAGGUAUUAGAGAAAAUGGACGCGUGUGUUGACGGUGAUGAUUGGUUUAAGAGACACUUCAUCGUCCUUAUAGUGUCAUGCUUAUUCGAGAGCUGCCUAAAUGGCAUGGCGAACUUCCGCUUGUUACAUGCCUUUGAUGACUUGUCAACGCUGUUCUACGUAGACAGAGUAGUCUUGUCUGUGAGAUCGGUUCCAAGAACGUUCCCGACGUUUAUUUCAUGGAGUAACGUGUCGCUACAGGCCAGAGAACGUGACGAGAUCUCUUCUGGAGCGUUUGGUAGGGGUUUCGUUGACACAGAAUUGUGCUUGCUAGCCGAUAGUCGCCAGUUGGAUAAGACUGUUCCCAAAACAUACGACAAUGACGCUGGAUGUUCGGAGGGACACAACAUACAGGCUUUUGUGCAAGAAUUUGCAUCUAAAACUCUCCUGCUCGCCACAACCGGAACUGAAAUACUACGGCUAGUUGAAAAGGCGCCGCAAAUUUUACUUGGAGAUGACAAUUUCGUGAAAAUGCGUGAUGCUGUUUGGAUAUUGAUUGGGGUGUAUAUCGAAGUACCUCAGUCUGAAAAGAUUGAUGUAACUAAGGAUAAUACCAACUGUGCCCCAUCUCAGACCGUUGACGAUGCUUUUUGGAAUGACCCUAAGACGUUAGCGGCGAUUGAUGAAAUCUUUAGGGCGGUCAAACAACGGGACCAUUUCCGGAGGUCGCAACGCGAGGGUUAUCCUAGUUAUAGCUUGGGACUCUCAUCGGAUGAUGAUGUUGCUGACGACCCCCCUCGAUAUGCGAGUGGUGCAGAUGUGAAUCCCGGCCAUGAUAUAGAUGCACCCACGGUUUUAGUAGACGUGCCAAAAGGCGUUGACGUUUCAUCUGAUAAAACGACGACUGUUGUAGAAGGCGGUCUUCCAAUUGGAACUGAUUUACAUGCCGUCCCGACGGUUAAUGAAGUUCGCGGAGUGCAAACUGGUGCUGAAUGCGCUGUUUUACCGUCCAGCCCUAUGAUCGAUGAAGAACAUGGACUGAAAUCUCAGGCUGGUGCUGCUGUUUUGACUGCCACCCCGAUGGUUGAUGAAGAACGUGGACUAAUAACAGACAACAACGAUGAUGUAGCUCGUGAGGACGGCACACAGGGUUCACCGAGGCCGAAGAGGCAUAUCAAGGCUUCAAGUUUUGUCAAAUCCCCCUUCAUGGAGAGGACAAUUGACGUUGUUAAGAAGCUUGACAAUCAUGAGAAAAUGAUUGCUGCAUGGGCAUUGAAAAAAGAUACGUCUGACGAGAAGGAGCUGUUGGAUUUGUGGUCGUUCAUCCUGAAUUAUAACGAGAAAUUCAGGAGCCGUGGUUCAUUUAUAUUUCCCGUCCACUCCGAGGUGUGUUCGGUUUUAUUGUGCGCGGCGCCGGAUUUCCGAAAGUUCGUUGUACUUGACAGCACUCAACACGUAACAGAUGGAACUGUUAAAAAAACACUCAUGUCCCGCGCUGACCUAUUGAAACAAUCUUUCUCGAAGUAUCUAGGCGAGAGAAAUGUUGUUGGAAAAUCGAAGGCAGUCGCAAUGUCCAUUCCAGACGUGAUUGACAUAGGCUGGACUGAAGGGAUUGACGAGGCAGACGUUGGAGUCAUCACGAUGCGCCACAUGGAGACAUUUAAGGGCGGUUUUGCUAAAAGUUGGAAUCAUCAACUGAGGAAGGGAGACAAAGGACAGCUGAAGCUUAUGCGAAAGCGGUAUAGCUGCGUCAUAUCUUGUGCCCCCAACAAUGAUCUGCAGGACGACAACCACACAGCAGCGAUGAUGUACCACCCCGUAUAUAUGGCAAAUAAGAAGCGUAAAUUGCCGUGA
Molecule: messenger RNA, 3924 nt
Organism: Striga hermonthica
Lineage: Eukaryota; Viridiplantae; Streptophyta; Magnoliopsida; Lamiales; Orobanchaceae
Source: the annotation of a GenBank genome assembly